Molecule: messenger RNA, 4803 nt
Organism: Asterias rubens (European starfish)
Lineage: Eukaryota; Metazoa; Echinodermata; Asteroidea; Forcipulatida; Asteriidae
Product: allatostatin-A receptor-like
Exons: 2
Coding region: 423-1598 (391 amino acids)
Biological process (GO): G protein-coupled receptor signaling pathway
Cellular component (GO): membrane
Molecular function (GO): G protein-coupled receptor activity
Source: RefSeq, a predicted model, not a curated record
UUCACAUUCGGGCAGGAAAUGUAUGGUGAGGCCUCGUGAUGGAAAAAACAUCUAUGAUGGUCAACAGCACUUUCCAGUCUUUCGCCACUUGCCAACACAAACAGCAGUGGUUUCACAUCUGAACGGGUUCGCUGACCUUAUUUUAGUCUUUCCUUUGCAGAAAACUAAUGUUCUGACUGAAAGUGAAACUUAAUGUUAAUGCGCGGGUCCCGUUUAGUUAAAUCGCUUGAGUAGGAUGUUUGUUGCAGACAACGGGCAUACCGCAACAAGUCCGGCAACAUAACUGUUAAUACCUUCUUGAUUGGAACUGUUGGUUUAUAGAUGUGACUAGAACGGCAUCAAUAUUGGUACUUUGUCUUUAUGAUUCUACAAGAGCAACACUUGCAUCAUUACAGUUGGUGAGGACCCAGACAGUAAACACAAUGAAUAGCACCGACUCAAUGAUUACAGGAGGAGGGUCGGAUGAUAAAGCACAGGGCUGGAUUAUUGGUGACAUUGAAAACAGCGAUUUAAUUCGGAGCAUCUAUGGCAUCAUUGCAGCCAUAGGAAUCACAGGUAACUUUUUAGUCUGCUGGGUUUUACUACGUGUGCCUAGUUUACGAUCUAACACCAGUGAUUUCUUGGUUCAUCUUGCUGCAGUCGACCUCAUUGUGUGUUUAUGGACUGUUCCUUUCCAUCUGUUUCCACACGUACCAGAACACGAUCCAGGGUUCUGGGGUGAACUCAAGUGCCGUCUAUACUCAUCUAAAGCCCCACUAUGGACAUUUGCCUUGAUAUCCAUCUGCAGUUUGGUAACUGUGAACCUAGAGCGAUAUAUCGCCAUCGUCUACCCGAUUAAGUAUAAAAAUAUCUACAACCGCAGAAACACCAUUCUCAUGAUUGCUGCUUGCUGGGUGGUUGGCAUCAUCUCCAAUUCUUACUUCUGGUAUGCUUUUGGCGUCACCUCUUCAGGAGCUUGUGGUAUAAUUGGAUGGCCUUCUAAAGGUUUCCAGGUUCUACUUGGACUUUAUAACUUUGUCUCUUAUUACUUGGCACCGUUUACCUUUAUGGUCCUGACGCAAUGGAAAGUCAUAAAGACACUCAAGAGGCAGGCAAGAAUCUUAAAGGAAAAACGCAAACGAGCGAAUGGGCACUCUGUACAUGCUUCCCGAACCAACACAGAAUCUCGCAAGAUGUGGCAGGUCCAUGCAGCCCAGGAGCUUUCCAAGACGCUACUUCUUGUCACCAUCCUCUACACAGUCUGCUGGACUCCCAACCAACUCCUAUUCCUUGUCUUCAACUGCGGCCCCAACGACGUGGUUGAUUUCCAAUCUGUCUACUAUCACAUCACAGUGGUCCUCUCUGUCGCAAACUCCUGCCUUAAUCCCAUCAUCUACACCAUACAAAAUAGACCUUUCCGAAGGGGGAUACAAAAAGUGUUCGGGUGUUACCGAGUUCACCCGACGCAAACCGAAGGCCAGGGACUGGGGACCUCAGAGGGUUUGGGUUCCGAUAAUCUUGUGCUUGGACAUGGAGCUGGUGUUAUAACAGUAGAAAGUACAUGCACUAACAAUGAUAACCAACAAGUAGAUUGUCAAGGGGUUGAAGUCAAACCAUAGCAUGGCUUGAGUAUAACCAACCCCUUUUAGUUUGAUCAGCCGCCUGUCUAUAGCCGCUUGAAUCACUGACAAAGGGGUGCAUAGGCCUAUUGCUUCAUUUCCAAUGAUACAUUAAUAGAGAAAACAAUUUCUGUUCGUAGUGAUACAUCUUAUGACAUGAUGUUAUUGUUCAAACCAUUACGAUUAUAUACGCACCCAAAUAUUUCUUGAUAAAACCUUUUUAUUUUAUUUUAAGCCGCCUGUCUAUAGCCGCUUGAAUCACUGACAAAAAGGUGUAUAGGCCUAUGACUUCAUUUCUAAUGAUACAUCAAUAGAGAAAACAAUUUCUGUUUUAGUGACAAAUCGUAUGACAUGACGUUAUUGUUCAAACCAUUACGAUUAUAUACGCACCCAAAUAUUUCUUGAUAAAACCUUUUAUUUUAUUUUAAGCCGCCUGUCUAUAGCUGCUGAAUCACUGACUAAAAGUAUUACUUGCAAUUCCAUUUAUAACAUAAAAAGACUCAUAUUAUUGUCAUUGCAAAAUAAUUCAUGCCUUAGUGAAAAAUUACAUGUCAUGAUGUUUUUAUUAAAACCAUUUAAGGCCUAGCGCACCCAAAUGUUUGGGAAAUCGUGCACGUGCCACAUGUUGUAGUCAUCCAAUUUGUGGAUGUGUUUAGUAAUACUUUGCAAAUAGCUGACCAUUGCCAGAAGAUGCUGGAAUAACAAAACCCUUGCAAUCAACAGGAAACGUUAUAAGGUCAUUAACUUGUCUUGUACAUUAUUAUCAACAUUAACAUAAUCAGAUAUAAGUUUAAGGAAGUAUAGCAUCAACCCUUAUCAGUCGAUAAUUAUGGUACCAAUUUUCAAUUUGAAACGAAACUUGGCCUAAUUUUAGUUUCAAAAGACAAGAAUUGGCGUUGGUGUAAACUUCUUUUUUUUAAAGAAGUGAUUGCAACAGAAGUAUUAAAACAACCGCUGAGAAAUAAGUGUGCGUGGCACUCUGGUUGGCAUUUAACGUUCUCGCCACACAUCGGUUCAUUCUGUUCAUUAAGAAAUGACUUUCUUCAAUAAGUGUAUCAGAAAGAAAGUCGUUUGUUUGGAAAAUGAGCUCAUUCAAAUGGUCGCUUCGUUCAACUUCGUCAAUGAGCCCUAACAACUUCGACUUCAUUCUUGAAAACUUUAUCCAUAUUUGCGAUUACUCUGAUGUAGCCUAAUACGCCAUCGUUUCGGUGGCAUGUGCUUUCUAAGUUGCACUUGCCGAUUUAAAAACGUAAAUUUCUACGCGCAUUCAUUUAGAGUGAUUCUAUACAAAUCAUAUGCAAAUUUUGAACCCGAAGAUGGCGGCACAUCAAGGGUAGCAAAUCAUAAAUGAGUGAAAAGGAAGUAAUAAUACAGAAGAAACGAUGAAACCAAUAAAACACAAGGAAGGCAAAACUAUACCGGUAGUCAUUCAACCUCAAAUAUUAGUACAACGCAGAAUAAACAGUCAUUUAAGGACCAUUGCACUUAAGCAAACUUUCAAAACCUGCUAUUACAUUUCAAGUAGAGUCAAAUGGAAGUGGUUACGUGCAUUUGAAUACACAUCAACUUUUACAUGCAACGAAAGAGGCACCCAACUGAACUUAAAACAAGGAAUAAUUAUUAAUAUCAAUGUGUGUCUCACUUUACCACCAGGUUAAUAAUGUAAAUAUGACUGAAUUGUUCUCCCAUUUGUAGAGAAUGCCUGGACAUCGUUGUGUUUGUAACCCCCCCCCCCCCCCCCCACCCCAUACCCUGCGUAUAACGUGUGACAUGCAGUACGUAUAUAGGGUUGACACGUGCCGGAGGGAGCCCCUCCCCGCCCCCAAUUUGGAAUUCCAAAUCAGGAGUAAAAUAUUUACAUUUUGUUAGCAAUUAAUUGUGACAACUGUAAUGAUUUAAAACUACUUUUCUUAUUACAUGCAUUUUAUAUCAGACGGUUUUCAUAUUAAUUGUUGCGAUCUCCGUUAGGUUUUUAUACUUUUCAUAAAAUUUCAUGAAAUUCCUACAUGUUUUAUCUUUAGAUAUCUAUUAGAAUAGCAUAAUUAAAGCCCACUGUAGUAAUUAUUAUGGUCAAUCUUUAUAAAUUUCCGGGGUAGUGCUAUUAUUUUCUCUUGCAAUGUUAGCUCUGUAGUAAAAACCAAUGUUAUCUUCAUUUAUUUGUCUCACUCGGGCUUAUCCCGGUGCCGGGUUUGAACUUAAUAGUGAGCAAUACGAACUUCUGAUUAAAGUUGUUUGAUUUUAACGCUAUUUCGGUUUAACGUUGCAUCGGAUGUUUUGUUUUGAAAAUUGUGUGCAAUGUGUAUAUUGAUUUGAGGAAAUCCCAUUUGUUGUAAUAUAAUUGCCAAGGGAAAAAAUGACUCGAAUGAGGUAUUCGGCGAGGCAAAGAGUCCCAUAGCCGAAUGUUGGAAGCGCAUCAUGGGAUCGAUUUUACAAAGCACUUAGGACUAGUCCUAGAAGAUAUUCAAAAGUAAAGGCUAUAGUCCCAAGUUAGAAUAAGGAGUCCCAACUCUUUGUGAAUUCCACCUUCAUGAGAUUCCCAGAACACUUAAAGACACAAAAGAACUCUAGGGAGGGCAUCGUCAUGCCACACAUUAUUGUUUGUCACCAUAUACAUCAAAGCAAACAAGAAACAUACCGUACCAUACAAUAUACAUUACAUGCGGGCAGGAAUGGUUACUGAAACAAAACCAACCCUACCUCGAAACAGAUCACCGCAACUUGACACGCACCUUAAGAAUUGAACUACCAAGCGGAAAUUCCCCUGGGCGCAAUGACAAUAUUUCCUUCCUUCAUGGACAAAUUACUAUCUCGAUUGGCCAGCCACCUGUGUCUACACAAAACCUUCUACAUAUGGUUUUCAAUUUACGCCAAACAAACAUAACAAGAUGCACAAAACCUUCUGCACAAGGUUUUCAAUAUACAACAGACAUAACAAGAUGCAAUCUUUCCAUUCUUAUGUUUGAUUUUAAUGUAAACAUAAUUAUUACUCAUACAUUUCAUGAUGCUAAUAAUUUUAAAGAUGAUAUCUUUGAUACUCGUUUUGCCAAACUUUACUUUAAACAAAGAAAAUGAUAUUAAUCAUGCAAGUUAAUGGAAUGGCUAUAUACCAUGCAAUGAACUAUUUCAACCUUUUGGUGGACGAAGCAACUGAGUAAAAUAUUACACGGUAUUCUUAUUUUCUUGUCCCGCAAUGUGCAGGGCGAGU